AUGGCUUCGCGAACAAUUCACCUCGUGUUUGCAGCAGCAACAGGGUGGUUAAUCGUAUUAUACUUUGUCUUCUGGACUGACUCUUCAACUCUGGAUGGAAAGAGUAUGCGGACGACUUUUGGCAUGGCCAAGGAUAGACUCUGGCGGAUUCACCCCGCUAUUGUAAGGACUGAGGAGGCAUGGUGGCAGGAUUCAACAUCGCAAAAUAUGUUUGAAGAAUCCAAUGCGACGUCAUCAGUGGAACCACAGGCCAAUGUUAAGUCUGCAUCAAUGAAAUAUAAAGAUUCACAGCAAUCUGUCCCGAAGGCCUCCAAAUAUACCAACAAGAAUACGGAAUCGAGGCAUAUAUUCCCCGACGAAUUGGACACCGCCCUCGACAACCUCUUCUCUAUAAUUCCCAAUGAAAUGUACCUCCGAGAGCUUCUACGGCCCGUGAUAGGCACGGGUGCGGAAAAGCUGCGUGAACUCGGUCUACGCACGCGCGCAUACAAACAAUUCUUCGAAGCCUGGGAGAAACUCCACCUCGUCACCGAAGACAAUGAUAAUACUUACGUUCGAGACGAUCUCGUCCCCUACAUGCGUGCCAAAUUUAGCGAGCAAACCUUCCCUGAGGCGCUCCACAAAUACGAAACCUAUCGCCACUUCCUAGCCAAACUCUCCGCGCUGUUGUUUCCGUGGACGAGCCCAUACUUCGGAGAUCAUAUAAGUCUGCACGCAUCCUUGCACCAUGGAGGUCGUGGCAUCGUGUUUACAGCGGGCGACAACCACGCGGCUUUCCUCCUCACUGCCAUCCCCUCCCUCCGCAUCCUUGGUUGCGAGCUGCCCGUUGAAAUCAUGUAUCUCGGCGACAGCGACUUGGGCGAAGACUUCCGAGCCGAGCUAGAAGCACUCCCCGGCGUGGUAACGCGUGACCUCUCCGCCAUGGUUAGCGAUGAGGGCUGGCGGCUCACCGGAUGGGCCGGUAAGCCGUUUUCUAUCCUCUUCUCGUCUUUCCGCGAGGUCAUCUUCAUCGACGCCGAUUCACUGUUCUUCGUCAAUCCCGAAGUGCUCUUCAAUGACGAGGACUACGUGCGCACGGGCGCCCUUUUUUUUAAAGACAGAAUGAUCAUGCCUGAGAGCAAGAAACGGUGGCUGCAGCAGAUCUUGCCAAAGCCGAUUUCGAAACUGGUGCGGCAGAGCAGGAUGUGGACUGGGGAGAGCGGGCAUAUGCAAGAGUCCGGUGUUGUAGUUGUGGACAAGUGGAUACACUUUGUUGCCUUAUUACUGGUAAGUAGAAUGAAUGGGCCCGAUAGAGAUGGGGAUAUGAUGGCGGGCAUUGUGGGGACCUAUAAUAUGGUCUACGGCGACAAAGAAACCUUCUGGAUUGGCUGGGAGCUCUCCGGUGACACCUCCUAUGCUUUCCACCCCGGUGCAGCCGGCAUAAUGGGCGUAGUUCAAGACCCCGACAUCUUCAACCCAACCAACGAACAGCCCGCCUCGAACCUCGACCGGGGCCUCGCUGCUACCGCCACGAAAAGAAACCGCAAAAUGGCACCUGGCCAUGAAUCUGACCUCACCAUCUGCGCCCCCCCAACUCCUCCAUCUGGACCGCGACAAGCGCCCUUUGUGGUUCAAUGGAUGGCUGUACAAAAACAAGUAUGCGAGGACCAAACGGACGAUCGGAGAAUUCGACGUGUUUAUGGAGGAGCCGAAGGAAGUGUUGGAUCCAGGAGCGUGGCAAUUAAAGAAGAACAAUAUGUGUUGCUUGUCAAAUGCGGCGACACGGGAGUUUACGAAGGAGGAGACGGAAUGGCUGGGGGAGUUGAUUAA
Messenger RNA from Penicillium waksmanii, 1809 nucleotides. RefSeq names its product alpha-mannosyltransferase. The coding region runs from base 1 to 1809 and encodes 602 amino acids. NCBI's taxonomy places the organism in Eukaryota, Fungi, Ascomycota, Eurotiomycetes, Eurotiales, Aspergillaceae. Gene Ontology annotation, cellular component: Golgi apparatus. The record is from RefSeq and is a predicted model, not a curated record. The transcript is spliced from 2 exons. Gene Ontology annotation, biological process: protein O-linked glycosylation. Gene Ontology annotation, molecular function: alpha-1,3-mannosyltransferase activity.